Molecule: messenger RNA, 2824 nt
Organism: Xenopus tropicalis (tropical clawed frog)
Lineage: Eukaryota; Metazoa; Chordata; Amphibia; Anura; Pipidae
Gene: dpysl5
Product: dihydropyrimidinase like 5
Exons: 13
Coding region: 135-1829 (564 amino acids)
Cellular component (GO): cytoplasm
Molecular function (GO): hydrolase activity; hydrolase activity, acting on carbon-nitrogen (but not peptide) bonds
Source: RefSeq, a predicted model, not a curated record
AGAGGCGGACGGAGGCGAUAAGUCGCGGUAUCAGCCCAUCCCCUGCCCGCCCUGCCAGCCCGCCGCCACUACCCCCGCCACUGCCCCCGCCACUACCCCCGCCAGCCCGGAGCCGCCAGGAACCGACAGCAGACAUGCACGCCAACCCCCCCAGCGCUCGGAUCCUCAUCAAAGGAGGGAAAGUGGUGAAUGACGACUGCACCCAGGAGGCCGACGUUUAUAUCGAGAAUGGGAUCAUCCAGCAGAUCGGGAAGGAGCUAAUGAUCCCCGGCGGCGCCAAGGUCAUCGAUGCCACGGGGAAACUGGUGAUCCCGGGGGGCAUAGACACCAGCACCCACUUCCACCAAACCUUCAUGAACGCCACCUGCAUGGACGACUUCUACAAUGGCACCAAGGCGGCGCUCAUGGGCGGCACCACCAUGGUCAUCGGACAUGUUUUUCCCGACAAGGACGUUUCUCUCCUCGACGCCUACGAGAAAUGCCGCAGCCUCGCCGACCCCAAGGUUUGCUGUGACUACGCCCUGCACAUGGGUGUCACCUGGUGGAGCCCCAAGGUAAUGGCGGAGAUGGAGACCCUGGUGCGGGAGAAAGGGGUCAAUUCCUUCCAGAUGUUCAUGACCUACAAGGACCUGUAUAUGCUGAGGGACAGCGAGCUCUACCAGGUCUUCCGGCACUGCAAAGACUUGGGCGCCGUGGCCCGUGUGCACGCCGAGAAUGGGGAUUUGGUGGCAGAGGGUGCGAAGGAGGCGCUGGAACUGGGAAUCACUGGCCCCGAGGGCAUUGAGAUCAGUCGGCCCGAGGAGCUGGAAGCGGAGGCCGUACACAGAGCUAUAACCAUCGCUAACCGGACUUUCUGCCCCUUAUACCUGGUCAAUGUGUCCAGUAUGUCUGCAGGAGACGUUGUUGCCGCAGCCAAGAUGCAAGGUAAAUCCGUGUACGGAGAGACCACCACGGCCCACGCCACCCUGAAUGGACUCCACUACUACCACCAGGAAUGGUCCCACGCCGCCGCCUACGUUACAGUCCCACCACUCCGCCUGGACACCAACACGCCCAACUACCUCAUGAGCCUGCUGGCCAAUGAUUCGCUCAAUGUGGUGUCUUCAGACCACAGAACCUUCACCACCAAACAGAGAGCCAUGGGCAAGGAGGACUUCACCAAGAUCCCCCACGGCGUGGGAGGGGUGCAAGACCGCAUGAGCGUUAUAUGGGAGAGAGGAGUGGUUGGGGGGAAGAUGGAUGAGAACCGAUUUGUGGCAAUAACCAGCUCCAAUGCAGCCAAAAUCCACAACAUGUACCCAAGGAAAGGGCGCAUUAUCCCAGGGGCCGAUGCAGACAUCGUGGUGUGGGAUCCCGAGGCCACCAGGACCAUCUCUGCCAGCACCCAGGUCCAAGGUGGGGAUGUGAAUCUGUAUGAGAACAUGAGAUGCCACGGGGUCCCCUUGGUCACCAUUAGCCACGGCCGUGUAGUCUAUGAGAAUGGAGCCUUCAUGUGUGCUGAAGGGUCCGGCUGCUUCUUCCCCAUGAGGACUUACCCAGAUUUCCUUUACAAGAAGAUGGUGCAGAAGGAGAAGACAUCAAGCCAAAAAUGUGUAGACCGCACACCGUACCAGGGGGAAGUUGCCGUGGUUGCAAAUUCUGGUAAAAAGGAAACGGGCAGUCCAAUGGCCGACACUCCAACACGACCAACCACUCGUCAUGGGGGCAUGAGGGACCUCCACGAGUCAGGCUUUAGCCUCUCUGGUGCUCAGAUCGAUGACCAUGUCCCAAAGCGAGCCUCGGCCAGAAUCCUUGCGCCUCCCGGAGGAAGAUCCAGUGGGAUCUGGUAACCAGCACUGAGCCAACCUGUUCUCUGUCGCCCCCACUAUAUCACAGGUCUUCUGCGUCCUACUCCCCAGGGAGAGCACUUCUGCACCCAUCUCAAACCCAUCACAUAAACUCACUGGUACCGGUACCGGUAAGAAAGAAGACUCCACUUUGACUCGACACAAAAGUCUCAUCUCAGAACAUUUCUGCGGAGCCUCGGAACCCCCCGCUCGCCCCCCAAGUUUGGAGUCUGAAGAGCAAGUCACCAGUUAAUUUGCUUGAACGCCGCAACGAUGUCCGAAGAGCGUUUUUUGUGAUAGUUGACGUUGAUGUCUUACCCUUUAAUGACAGUAGUAACAUUGGGAUUAGUUUGGGGUGCGCUGCUCUUGUUAUCUGUGUGUGCGGAUGUUGUGACCCCUACACGGCCAAAGGUGGGGACCCCCUCACUCCGGAAAGAUAUAGAAACUUCAGAUAAUUCCUACAUGACCUGCCCUACAUGCCUCCUGCCCCUUUUGGGUUAGGGGUAUAAGAAUCCCACAAUAUUAGAUGGGAUAUCCCGCCCCUUUGGCCUAAUGGGAGUCAAACCGGUGGUGCAAUAACUUGGGGUUUGGGGCAUUUGCCUCAGGCAUUGCUCGGGGUAUAAGCUGGAGGGCAAGACAUACCUAAUAUAUAUAUAAUACCCCCCCCCCUACAAAUUUCACACUUCUGGCUGUUGUCCUUUGCUGCCUCUAGUGUUGUGUGGCCAUAUGUUACCCAGCAUGCCGAGGGUCAGCCCCAUUCAUUUCCAUGUCCUGCCUUUAUGGGUGGAGCUACUUUCAGCAGUUUUCCUGGGGCUUUUGUCUUUUUCCACUGUGGGUGGCGCUAAGAGUAUCAGGGUGCCCCCCAUCUUCAGCCUGUGUGGGUUGGGGUCCAUAUUGCAGCCCCCUGUUUCAUUGAUCAUUAUACGUAAGAGGGCAGCUUUCUUCUACCCCUCACUCCUAUUCCAUAGCAACCAAAGGGCUGCACCCCAAUCAUUAAA